This is a messenger RNA of Porites lobata, 35400 nucleotides long. Lineage: Eukaryota; Metazoa; Cnidaria; Anthozoa; Scleractinia; Poritidae. The record is from the annotation of a GenBank genome assembly.
AUGUGGGGAAGAAUCUCCUCCAUGGCGCAAGCCGUGCAGGAGAAACUGGAGGAGUCAUUAGGUGAGAAUCCAGAAGACGAUAUCGAAGCUACAGCCGAAAGUUCGCCAGCAAGGAAGGUUCGGAACCAUUCAUUAGAUAAGAUGUUGUUAUUCACCGAUUCUUGGUUUCUCAUGUGUUUCAACGGUUGAAUGUUUGUUUUAAGGACAAAGACGUGAUCGCAGAUCUUAGGAGAUCGUUGAGGGAGUCAGAGAAGAGAAAUGAAGAAAUAAAUCGUGAAUUCCAGAAGUUACUGCGACAAAAAGAGGUAAUGAUCGACAAGUGUUUACAUCUUGCCUUGUUACCUGCUGAGAGCAAGAUAUUGGUUCUCCAGCAAUAUUUAUGUCAAAUAGAUAGCUUAUGGACAAAUAUUGUAACAGUGUUUUCCUUUUUUAGAAAAUCCGUGUUUAAAUAAUUCCGUCAUAUAUAUUUAGUGGUUAUCCUUGAAAUCUGAGCUGAGAAAGUAAGUGUUGCCUUUGAGAUCGACCCUACAAAUGAUUUUACCCUAGCCUCUAUGGCCUCACAGCACCUUACUAACCCGACUCCUCUUAAAGAACCAUCAUGAAUCAAGAACAUCUUGGGUAGUGACUGACCACUUACAGCUCCAACUUGGAGCCAAGAUCUGUGGUGUUGCUUAGCCAUUCCUAUUUCAACAUGGUUGCAGUGUUCUAAAUCUAAAUGCUAUGGGUUUGAUAGUGAACAACUGGAUAAAUCAUUGCUCUGUUCUUCUACUUGUAUACUAGGAGGAACUUGUUCAGUUACGAGAAACUGUUAGAGCAGGGCCAUCACUGGAGUCUGCUGAGCUCUCAUCUGAAGUUCAGGAUGCUGUAAGUGCAAAAGGCUUGUCAUUAACUAGCCUCCCACGCAGGCGUUUUUAGGGGAGCUCGUAUUUCUUCCCUCCCCACAAACGCCUGCUCAACAGAGGACAACAUUCCUUUCCCACCCUUAGCCAAUCACGUUGUACUUUCCAAAUUCUGGAAAGUUGACCUUGACCGCAGGGUAACCCGAUAAUCACGCGAUCUGCAUGAAACUUUAAGAAACCUUCAUGACCUCUAAUAAAUGUUAGUCUCAGAGCGGCAAAAGUAAGAUUUACUCAGUCAGAUUUUAGAAUUCUCUGUGCACUGCAUAACCUUAGCGAACGAAAGAAAAAAAGGAAAAAGGUAACUCUAGGGUCACGUUCUGGGUCACGUUUUUUCACUAUCACGAGCUUAUGAGUCAUGUUUAGCCUGUCAACACUUCAUUUAAAAACCGUUGAUUGGUCACUUACCACGCGAAUGCAACAAUGGGAAAGGAAUGUUGUCCUCUGUUGAGCAGGCGUUUGUGGGGAGGGAAGAAAUACGAGCUCCCCUAAAAACGCCUGCGUGGGAGGCUAGUCAUUAACAUGAUCAACUGUAUCUACUGCAGAAGCCAGUGUUUUCAGCCCAUAGCUAGAUAGCCCCCUUCAGGUUAGCCCUGGACGAAAUUGAGUUUGCCCCAUAGUGAAUGAGCUCCAUUAAGAGUUAGCUCUGUAAAAUGUCCAGAAUGAACACCACAAUUUAUCAACCAUUUUGAUUUUAACAACCAUACUCACCUUGUACCAAAGAUUGCUUCAAUUUCUAAAAGCGAACCCAUGAUACGGUCAUAUGAUACUGGUUAGUGGAAACCCUGUUUUGACAGCUGUCAAUUGAGCACCACAUGGAUGUGCCAUAUCAGGUUGCAGACUUUCACACUAGCUAGAAAGUGUGACAUUUCAAAUUGGUUACCCUGUGAAGUGGACGAGGGUGGAUGGAUGGACAUACAGUCAGAUGAAUAGAUAACCAAAUUUUCGUAGCAAUGGGGUUCCUCUCUUAAAUAAAGAGUGUUUUGUUCUUCAUCCUAAGCCUUGAUCAUGCUGAUGGUAAUUUUUCCUGUUUUUUUUUUUUUAGAGCAACCCAACUCAAAACAUCCAACAGAUUCAAGUACUUCUUGCCAAAAAAGACAGUAUAAUUGAAGGUCUAGAGAAGCGACUUCAUGAAAGUGAAUCCUUGGUAAGGCAACUGGAACAGCAGGGAAGAGAUAAUGAGGAGAAAGUAAUGCAUGAACUAGCGGUCAAGAUCAAAACUGCUGAAGGCUUCCAACUGAAACUUGAAGAAAGCAAACAGCUGCUGGAAGAUAGAAACAAAACAAUAGAGGGAUUAAUGGAUCGGCUUGAUGCCCAAAAAAGGCUUAUUGAAAGCCGUGAUCAAGUGAUUGACCAGCUCAAAGCCAUGAAGAAUCUUGAUAGUGGUGCUGACGAACUUGUUGGUACACUGAGAGAACAACUAGAUGCAAUGAAUGAAAGGGUUGAGAAAGCUGUUGAUGAGGCAGAGAGAGCUAAGAGGGAAGUCAUUUCUGUCAAGAAAAAAUUGGAGGAGAAAGGGGAAAUGAUUGCUGCAGCUGAAAAGGUAUGAGCAAAGAAAUUUUUACAUGGUUCAUUGCAAAUAAGUUAAGCCUCUUGUUGACAUUUUUAGUUACAUCAGCCUAGUUACAGGUACAUGAAGUUAGCCUCUGCAAGUCUACCAUAGACCAUCAGUCAGGGUUGUCACUAAGAUUUCAAGUUGCCAGGUAAAUACAACAAGUAGACAGGAAAUCAAACAGCUACAGUCUGUAGGGGUUUCUUUUGGUUCUAUUUUUCUUCUAUUUUCUGUGGGCCAUGUUCAUAGUAGGCAGGGGAUAUUCCUGGCCUCCACCUCUUAAAGACAGCCCUGAUCAGUAAUAGACUAGUAACCUCCUUUUGACCAACUGGGGCAUGGUUCACAAUGAAUUCUACAUAGUUUCUUAGUGCUGUGCUGAUCAUCAAUAAAAAUAAAAUAUUGAUAAGAAAAACCUUGCAGUAAAAUGUAUUCAAAAAUGUUCAAUCUAUUAUGAUAGAAAAAUAAUGAAAAAAAAAAAACUCAAAUAGAAUAAAAAAUGGUAAAAUUUACUUUGUGACUGUCCUUUUAAAUGGACUCUUAAUGCAGCUAUAAUCCUUUAAUAACCCUUUUCUGAUACUACUUGCUGCUCACCUCAUUUUCAUGUUAAAUCCAGGUGAUAGAUCAAAACUAUGUGAUAUCUCAUACAAAUUGAAUCUUGACUGCCUUACAUUAACCUGUGAUUACUAAUAUCACCUGAACUUACAAUAGAUAAACUGUGGUUAAGUAGUUCAGACCUCCAGGCAAGAACACUGAAAGAGCUUGCCAUUCAGAUCAGCUAUUUUGCUCUUUUGUCAUUUUAGUUAGAACAAGAGAAGGCCUCACUGUUACAACAUAUCCAUGAAAUUGAGGAGCAACACAAAGAAACUGUCUCGAAGCUACAGCGUCAUGUUCAGGAAAAAGAAAAACUUCUUGCUGCUGAGUUUGCUGAAGCUGAGCAAGUGUACAAAACUACUGAACAUGAUCUUAGGGAGAGGUUGGAGGAAAAGACACAGAUCAUCGAGGUGAUUUCAUAUAAAUUUAUGCCGCUGUUCUAGACUGAGAAAAUGUUGCCAUUUGAAAAGUUUAAUCAUAAAUUAAUUAUGACAUCUGGUAAUGGAUGUAAGGGGUUUGGUUUAUUGGCAUUGCAAUUCAAGGUUCUGUCCUGAAAUGGAUUAUGAUUCAUUUUGCUAUAUUUUAUGCUAAUCCCCAUACAUGUAUGUUAAGUACUACAAGUAAGAGAAAAAGAAAAUAUAACGUGAAACAAAGGUAAAAUAAUUAUUGAACAACAGCUCAUUAAUUUAUGGUUUAAAAGACCGUGAACAGGACAGACCAUGAAAAAUAACAAUCUGUUACAGGUCCAUUAAUUAAUUUCAGGUUGAAAUGUUUUAACCUAGGUUGGUUCUUAAUUCCCUUUGUCUCCUAUCCCUUAGUAUUUUGCAACGAGUUGACUUUUCCUUCAGAGAUUAAAUGAACUUGUUGGUUGGAUUUGUUGUGGUGAACCUGUCAGUUCGACAACUGUGAACUCAUUGGUUUGGUGGCAAAUUAAACAUAGUUAAAAAUCACAUCCAGUGCAGCUAUUACAGCGUAACACACAAUUUCAAAACAAAGCAACAUAACAAAUCAAUUAUCCAGUCAAAAUUCCACACACCAGCUUCCUCCUCUAUUGAAUUGUAAUUAAUUUUGCUAUUCUACACAAUAUCUUUUGUCUGACAUGACUUGCAUGUGAUUUGAAGUUGCAGCCAAUAAAAUCGCACAAUUUUUCAUGACAGGCUUGGGAUGCAGGAAGGUUUAAAAAAACAUGCCAAUUUGUGACUACGCUGAAAACGAAAUUUGACCAGAUUUUAGAUGCUGGCUGUCUACGUCAUCCUGCGUAAUAACAUGCUAUGUUUAUGUGUACCGUGAACAUAUCAUUUUUUUAUGCAAAAGCUCACAUCAAGUUUCAUUGGUGUUUUCAAAGUGGAACGUCGUACAUGUGUGCAAUUGAAUGAGUGAUAGAAGCAGAUAUUAAUUUACUUUGGUCAUUGUUUUUGUUUAGUCAAAAGAUGAAGCUAUACAAGUCCUUAAAAGAGCCAUGCAGGAAAAAAACUUGAGCAGUGAGGGGGCCUCGCCACCCUCUCACAGUGAUAAAGUAGUGGCUCUACUUGAAGAAAAAAUAAAGGAACGAGAAGAGACCAUCAGCAGCCAGAAUCAGAAGAUUAAUGCAUUGGAGAAGGAUUCAGUAAACAAACAGAGUGAGAUUGAUUUGUUAAAAAAGUCCAUUGAUGAUAAAACAGUAGAGGUGAAAGGGCUCCAAGAUACUAUCGGAGCAAAAGAGAAGGAACUUACAGAGAUCAAAGAAAAACAUGAGACUGAACUGAGUGAAAAAGAAGUGAGCUUGCAAUCACAAGUCAAGAUUAAUGAUGAUUUGCAGAGAACUGUUGCUACAUUAAAAGAGAGUCUUGCUGGGCUCGAAUCCAAAGAAAAUGUCACAGAGCGGCUACUGCUGCUUGAUGCAGAAAAGGAACAACAGUUCAGGGAUGAAAAGCAAGCUUUUCAGGAUAGUGAAAAAGCUCUUCGUGAUCAGCUGCAAAGUUAUCUUGAUCAGAACAAUAAAAUUGCAGAGGAGCUGGGUGCAGCUAAGGCUGAGAUUGAGGUCAAAGAGAAGGAGGUUCGGGAUUUGAAUGCUAAGCUUGGGAAACUGAAACUUCAAGCUAAAGCUAAGAUGACAAGCCUGCAGAAUGAAAAGGAGAAACUCUCCAAGGAUGUGCAAGAGGUACAUACGUUUCUAAACAGUAAACAAAUAAUCCUUGUAUUGCAUCUCUCUGUGGCAAGACUUGAUUACGUUUAUGGCAAAGGGGCUGCUAUGUAAUUAUUUGAAUGAUUUUGCUAUUUACAGUCUGUCAAAACCCUUUGAAAAUAGUUAUGAAAGAUGUUUAUUGUCUUGGGGGUAGGUCUAAAUGGAAUGGAUGGAUGAAAGACUCUAUUCACCGAGAUUAUAAACCAACUGAACAGAAAAUCUUGAGAGCAUUGCAUCCUAUAGAUACAUGUACUGUCACAAUGGUACAUUUAGGCUUCAGAUCCUGAUCAAACUUGAUAAUUUGUUUUUAGUUUCUGAAUUACUUUCCAUCAGCAUCUGUCAUGUUUCAUCUGCACCCACUUCAGCAUAAUGAAAGGCCUGUUGGAAUUUUUGUCCUGGAACAAUUUAAGCUACUGUAAGUUCAACCCGAUCACUAACUCUUAAGCAAAGAAACAAGAAUCUUAGAAAACAAGAAUCGACUGGUCAAAAUGAAAACCAAAGAACCUACACUACUGUUGUCUGUAAAAAAUUAUUAUCCAUGAUAUUUUACGUAUACCUGUAUGUUAUUACUAUAAUUUGGUGUAGCAAGAAAUAAUACUUUCCAAUUUAGGCUGAAUUGCACCUUCUGCAUGAAAGAGAAGAGAAGUUGGCCAUUCAAAAGAAAGUAGGACAACUUGAAGAAGAAAAAGAAGCAGCUGAGACAAAAAGACUUGAAUUAGAGCAAGCACUGGAGGAGUUUGUAAGAUCAACUGACAAAAAAGGAGCAUUAGCUGCCCUGGAUAAAAAAUCUUCCUUUGAGCAAGGUAAACAAAAUAAUUAUUCUUGUAGUGUUUUGAAGAAAGCAGUUUUGUCAAAAAACCAAAAAUUGGGUACAUGUUUAAGCUUAAUAUAAUAUAUUAAUAUAUUAUUGUGGGAAAACAAAUGAAAUAAGGUUACAUACACAAUGGAUGGCCUGGAUCUCUUGUGAAGAGAUUUGUGUCAGUCUUUUGUGUUAACUAAAAACUAAUUGGAGAAGAAAAUAAUGACUUACCAGUGACAUUUGGCUUUUAAGGUGGCCCUAAUGUGGUUUUGCAGGCUCAAUACUUCCCACAUUUGAGCAUAAACUAUGUUGUCAUUGACAAAGAUUUGGAAAAAUUACCACCUCAGCUGCAUUAGAUAAGGUUGAAAAAUUGUUAUGAUCAGGGUUACAUUGUUAUCAGAGUUGUCAGCAAUAAAGUGAUGCCAUUACAUGUACCUAUUUUACUUGCAGCUGUAUUUCCGGGCACUGGGAACUUUUCCUCCAAAAUCAUUCAAGGGAGCUUUUUCCUCCAAUAGCCACCUCAGUGUUUGUGAAGUUUUUUAAAAGCAAAAAUUAUCUAUGAGAGUUAUCAAGAUAUUUUUGCAAUGGCAUUUUUGUUUUACAAGUACGGUAAAAACUGGAUAAUCCUGGUGUUCUUCAGCCAUUGUCUGUAUCUGUUAUCUGCGCUUUUGAAAUACAAUUUCACCUCAUAGUAGUUUCAGUCUCCUUUCAUAGAAUUUAUACAUGUAAGUGUUGUAUGAAUAGAAGAAUUUGAUGGUAUAAUAAUAGCAAUAAUUUAUUGAAUGAGGCUGAGUAUGAUAUGAAGAAUUCUGCAGAUCGAGGCUGAGCCUUUUUAAAAUAGCCAGGGCUGUCAAUAAGGGCCGGUAGCCGGCCAAAACCGCCGGCUAGUUAGCCAUCCUUAGCUGGCUACUUUCAACUCCUUCUACUAUAACUGCUAACAAAAAAUAAGCACCAUCGAAUGAAAUUGAACGCAUAUUUAUAAAGGAUUUAGCUCUGUGAAACGUGUGAACCGUGCGAUGUCGUGGAACGCCUGGGACAUUUCGACGGCAUCGUUCCCAGUCUUGCGUGUAUUCUGAUGAAAUAACAUUGUGUCCGCAGUGGAAAAUACCUCUUGAAAACCACUGAAAAUGCCAUUUCCCAGUCUCUAAAUUUCAAAAUGUCCCUAGAUGCUUGGCCCUCAAGAGUCUGUGCCUUUGGUGCGAGUUCCAAAGCCGCCUUCUAUUCAUUACCAGCCUGCUACCUAAAAACGUUUUGACAGCCCUGAAUAGCAUCAACGUAGAAUAACUGUAAUAAAAUAUAUUUACAUGUAUGUGUCCUCCACUUCUCCUUUUGAUCAUAAAUAGAUGAUGGUGAGCCAGAAGAAGAGUUAGAAGGCAGCGGCACAGUGUCAACUAUUGUAGGCUCCACAUCAGAGGAGUCAGGUUUUGUUAAUGUUAUGAAAAUACUUGAAGAGGAAAGAUACUGCAUGGAAAGAAGACUUGAUCUCAUAACUAAGGUACUUUAUUUAUUUAAAUGAAUAUAAGAUCUUUCCAUUGUAAAAGCAAGUUACUCAAUUGCAACCUAACCUGAAAAAUAUAUCAGGGGUUCAAUGGGAUUCAAACCUAUGAACGGCUCUGUGUUAGCACUGCUUUAUUAUACAAAAAAAAUGUUUUUUUUUUUCCUUUUUACUUGUUUUGUUUCUAUUUGCUCUGCUCUAAAUGUUUUCUUCUUAAAUUGCACGUACUGUGUUUUUAGCUCUUUAGGAACUUAAAGUGAUCAGUGUCUCCUUUUCCUUGUAAUAAAUUAUCAGUUCUUUAUUUUAUUAAAACAGAUAAGUGAUGAGAAUUAAGAACAUGAUCACACAAGAGGUAUCAACAAUGUCUCCCUGUUUCUCUCUGGGAAACAUAUAGGGGCAACAAUGAGAAAUUAAAUAUUGAUAUUUGGCUGUAUUAUAAGGCUUAAAGGCCUUGCAAAGCUUUAAAUGUCAAACUGGGUGAUAUGACCUCUGCUGUGUAUUUUCCCACUUCUUUUUACAUAUGAGUGAAAUAUGUUAAAAUAACAUUCAACAGCUAAAUGGUUUGUUUUCAAUAGCCAUUUUAAUUCUUAUCAGAAUUUUCCUUUGCUUUUUUUUAAUUCUAGGAACGUGACUCAUUACAGAGCAAGGUGGAAGAAUUAGAAGAAAUGUUGGAGGCAGAAAAGGAGCAACAACAGAAAAAGGCUGAGGAGAUUAGCUCAGAUGAAGAUGCUGAACAUGCUAAGCAUAUGGCAGAAGAGUCAUUAAUGAUGCAUGUGGAAGCUUUGCAGGAGGAAAAUGAAACACUCAGGUAAAGAAUAAUACUCUGUGAUGACUAAUAAUUAUUUUGACUAACUGUGCAUGCAGAAAAAUAACCUACAACAGAGACUCAUUUGGUUAACUUUAACUGCAUUGGUGUAGGAACUUUUUCUUUAUGAAUCCUUCUAUACCGUUGCUAAGUAUCUCUAGCUUGUGUUCUGCACAUUGGUGUUCUAUGGAAGGACUAUCCUGACCCUCUACUAUGCAGGAAUAUAUAAUGUACAUGUAGUUGAAGAAGAAUAGCUUGAGAAGUGUAUAGGUAACCUAGAGCUUCUUAAAGAACCUAGUUGAAGAAGAAUAGCUUGAGAAGUGUAUAGGUAACCUAGAGCAUCUUAAAGAACCUGAUAUCCCAUGGCUUUGAUUGUGACUGACUUUCAAACUGUCAAACAGUAUGGCUGACUGACUGAGUGGCGGGCUGACUGACUGACCAAAUGACAAAAUGUUUGGCUGACUGACUGACUCACAGACUCACUAACAAACUGUUCACCUGACUGACUGACUGACUGGCUCGCCGACUGACCGACUAACUGACUUACUGACUUACUGACAGGCUGACUUACUGUAACUGACUGACUGACUGACUGAAAGACUGACUAAAUAACUGACUGACUGACUUUUAUAUAAAUAUAAGGGGAUAUGUGUGGUCUGUCUCAUCAGCACUCAAGCUCACAGCUAUACAUAUAUUUUCUUAAGUUAACAUACAUUUUAUCUUUUUAUGUGAUUCUUUUUGGUUCUGUGUUUAAAAAAUUCACUUGUUACUUGUCCCUUAUAUAAUAUAUAUUCCUUUUCUUCUCUGUCUUUUACUUUUCUUUUUUGAUAAUAAUAAUCAGAGCAUCCCUAGAGCUGGAGCAAUCAGUAGUGGCAAAUUUGAAAGAACAAAUGAAGCAAGCUCCCUUGAAUGAGAAAGUAAGUUUUACACUGUAUUUUUAUUAGCAUGAGUAAACAACCGACAUUUUGUGACACCAUCACUGGUUUCCCUGUGAAACAACAUCUGAGGAAAGAGCGCAGAAAUUCCAAAUUGAUGACAUGUCCCUAACCAGAUCUGGGUAGUGCUUCUGAUUGGUUAAAGCAAUAGUCGCUUAAUUAUAAUUGUUAUUUUCCUUCUAAGCACAACCAGUCAGAAGCACUACCCAAAUCUGGGUAGUGACGAGCAUGCAAAGAAAGUUGUGUCCGAUAGCCCAGGGCCUGUUGAUUUUGCUAUCGGGCUAGUAAUUUUUUUUCUUAACUUGCCCAGCAGUCAAGUGCUGUUUUUGGGGGGAAUUCAAAUUACAGAAGGAUUGUAAUCAAUCCUGCUAAUCAAAAAGGGUUUUGGGGCUAGUACAUGCUACUACAGCUUGCCCGAAUGGCAGGCUGUAAAACUAAAUUUCUUUCCACCCUGGUAGUGACGUGUCAACGGUAUGGAAUUUCUGUCCCCAUUUAUCAGUUGUUAUUUGACAGGAAAACAAUUGGUGGGGUUGCAAAAUGUUGGCCUUUUUUUCUGUCUGUAUUUGUACUAAAACAAUAUUCCCCUAUUUGGCCUGGUUCCCUGUGUGGGCAGCACAUACGGCUAGUAUUUUAAAUGAGUGCCAUUGUAUUGUACUUUUCAAACCAGAGCCAGAGGUGUUAACUGGAAGUCUUACUGAUGUGAUUAUAAUCUGUGUGCUCUAUGUAAUGAGUCCAGAUGAUUUAAAACAAUCUGAAGAGAUCAGGACUACUGAGAGUUUUUUGUACUUACUAAAAAUCAAAUUUUUCAUCUCUUGAAGGAGAAAAUUUGAGUUAUUGCGUUUUAAAUGCUAACAGAGUUGGCUCUUCCUAUCCAGACGACUGAAAUGAAGUUCUGUUGCUUAGAAGCUUUAAAAAUCUUUAAAACAUAAAAGAGUUGUCCAAUGAAAUCUUUGUUCAGAAAACUAUUGUUAUUUUCUUUUUUCCUAGUAACAUUGCAAGAAUAAUAGAUUAAACUUGCUCGGCAUUUUAAAAAGUUGUGGUAUUUAAAUCGUCGUGAGGCAUAUAUGGAAUAGAAAGAGACCAAAAUAGAAAUUUAAAAAAAUAAUAACAUUAAAAGCUUAAAAACUUUAGUUUCCGACAGCAUUCGAACCAACGACUUAAACUAGGCUCUUAAUAACUGACAUAUUAUAAUAUAAUCAAUCAGACGACCAUGAAAAGUAAAUUCUGAUCACAGAAUCCAACAUUUCAGCUUUUCUCCAAAGAUGAACGCAUAACGUACCUGGAGACGAAAGUCGCCCAGCAACAACAGAAUCUUCAUCUGUUUAAAACAAUGCUACAGCAUAAAGAAGUUUAUGUUUCAGAAGAUGAGGUGAAGGCCAACUCUUCUUUCCGUUUUUUAACCAAACUGUGGUGUAGCCAUUGUGAGAUAAUGAAUAAGGGAAUCCCAUUGACAGAAACGUUUCAGUUGGAUUCUCAAGUAAAGUCGAGGAAACUUUUAAUAACGAGUGAAAGAAAUACCCCUCUUAGAUAAAUACUACCUUCUCCCUAUUUCUCUCCCCCCCCCCCCCCCCCACUUUUUUUCUCUUUCUUUCUUCUCAUGGUUCCUUUGGGCUUCCUCGCCAAUUAGCUUUAUUUAGUUAAAAUUCUGUAAUUUCAUAUAUAGAAAAGGCUCACGCAAGAGAACCCAAGCGAAUACCCUUAGGACCAGAAACAGUCUCCAUUUAAGAAGAGUGUCAGCUUAACGGAGGUUUAAAAUGCAAUUUUGUUUGCUGGUGGGACUACAAGCAAUUGUCCUCUUGCGGAAGGCGUCCGCUUGUAAGAAGUGUGGGUUACCGAGGUUCGACCUGCAUGACACUGUCCCACUGUCCCCUUUAAAACAGGUUGACUUACAUACGGAAAGUUAAGAAUUUGUGUUCAUAGUGGGGGGCUUAAAGGGUUAAAAGUCACUGAUUAUGAUUUGGUCACACCUUUGAGAAUAAAUUUAUGUCUUUUCCCGUGUUGUUCAAUGGCCAUUUUGCGUAUCAAUGAUUGUAUCAACGUAGUUUACCCCUUUGGGGAACAAGGGUGGUGCAGUGGUGAGAACACUCGCCUCCCAGCCCGGGUUCAAAUCCUGGCGUCGUCACCAUAUCAUUUGUGGGUUGAGUUUGUUGUUGGUUCUCUCCCUUGCUCCGAGAGGUUUUUCUCCGGGUACUCCGGUUUUCCCCUCUCCUUAAAAACCAACACUUCCAAAUUUCAAGUCGAUCUGGAACGCACGGACAAGUUUCAACGAGUUCCUAAUUGCUUCGUGGGUAAACAAAUUACAAAUUACAAUUUUAAUUUUUUUUCUUAAGAGAUCUCCCACGUUCAUUGUGCGGCCCCCAGACACUGACAGGCGUCUUUUACAGCUUAUGUAGCUGUAACGUAAAAGCCGUUGUAUAGGUUAUUUGCUCAGAUAUUCCGUUCUUUGAUAAUUUUUCUCUUAUUGAUCGUCAGGGUUUGUAACAAUUAUUCGAUUUCGUUUGCAGAAAGAGUUGCAGUCGGAAAUUGGCUCCUUGAAACAAGUCAUUGCAGAAGAGAAAGAAAACUCUGCAGGUUAGUGUAACGAUUGAUUUGUGGCUGUUCUCUAGAACGAGUUUGAGGUGAAAAUAGUGGCUGAAAGAAAAGGGAAAGCAAGGUGGGAAGAGAACGCAGGUUAUCGAAAUGAAUUCGUGAGGAAUUAAUUUUUAACCUCGCAAUGAUAGUAGAGCUCAUUUUUCAGGCUUUAACAGAACAGUAUCUUAGUUGCGUGUUCUGACGUAACGUUUGCAGUAUAUGUCUAGACCAGCGCACCAAAGCUAUUUUCUUUAAUCUUUGGUCAUAGACAAAAGGCAAAUAGCGCGAGAGAGCUCCGCUAUCAGUCCUCGCAGGCCUGAGUCCGUGCUUGUCAUUUUCAGUAGAAAUAUACAUGUCGCUCUGCAGUUUUGCUUUUGCCAUGACUCACCAGUUUGGAAUGUUUUCCUCAGGUCUACUCAACCAGCUUGAAUUGAGUGAAGAGGAAAGCGCGAAACAUGCACAGAACGUGAAAAAUCUGCAAGAGGAUCUUGAAAAAAAUACGACAGCUGUUGAUUCCUUGAAGCUUCAACUUCAACAAAGCGUAGAAGACCAUAGCAAAGUCCUGGAGGAAAAAGAUAACGAAAUAAGCAAUUUACAGCAAGAGUUGAUGGAUAAUAGCUCUGGUUUUGAGAUGUUAAAUGCCAGCUUCACCGAGACGACCACCCAAGUACAACAACUUCAAGAGCAACUGGCUACCAAAGAAGCUGAUGUGGAGAGGCUGGAGAAAGAAUUAAGUGAGCGAGAGGCAAGCUUAGAGCAGCUCAAGGGAAGUUAUACGGAUGUUUGUUCUACAGUCAAUGAAAUGCAAAGUCUUUUAGCAAACAAGGAAGAAGAAUUAAAGGCGUUACAAGAUAAUAGGGGCUCUCAAGCUAGUGAAAUCGAGUCCUUGCGUUCGAAACAUGGCGAAUUUGUUGAUGAGAUUCAAAAACUCCGGGAGAUUAUCGAGGAGAAGGAUUCUGAAAUUGUUCAGCUUAGAGCAGACUCAGAUGGAAAAGACUUGAGUUUCGAACAUCUAAGCGCAAGUUUGAUUGAGUCUAGCUCUCAAGUAAAAGGGCUUGAAGACGUUGUGCAGGUUAAGGACUCACAACUAAAGGCUAUGCAACAGAAUUUUGACGAACAAGCUCUUAGUUAUAAGGAGUUGACGAAAGUGGUAUCUGAAAGUGCGUCACGGCUUGAUGAUUUGCAAGAGGCACUUGUUGUAAAAGAAGACGAGGUCAAUGCAAUUAGGUCAGAAUUAGUUGAACAGAAAGCCACAAGUAAGGAAAUGAAUACAAGGUACAAUGAGGCAGUUGCGAGGAUCGGUGAACUUGAGGGAAAUUGUGCGUCAAAAGAUGUAGAACUGAAAACGCUUAAAACGGUUUUAGAAGAACAGGGACUACAGUAUGAAAAACUGAACCAAAGCUCUGCGGAAUCGGACAACCAACUGAAGCAGCUACAAGAUUCGCUGAUCGGUAAAGAAAGAGAGAUAGGCACAAUCCAGGUUAGCUUGGAAGAAAAGGAUACACGUAUUGAAAAACUGGUCUCGCAUUGCUCUGAUAAAGACGGUCAGAUUAAAGAACAACAAGAAUUGCUCAGCGUAAGAGACAAGGAAUUGGCGACUCUCAAGAACAGCCUAGAAGAACGUGAGAAAAGCUUUCAACAGCUGAGUUCAAAUCUAGAUGAGGCCAAUAUCCAGGUGAAACAACUUGGAGAAGGCAUAAUGGAGAGAGAUGGAAAAACUGGCUCACUUGAGAGCCAGCUUGCAGCUCUCGGUCUGAAGCACGAAGAACUGAUGUCGAGUUUCACAGAAGCUGGUUCUCAAAUAAAAGAUUUGCAUGAUCUGCUCGCAACUAAGGAGAGAGAGUUGCGCGUACUUAGAAGCAGCAUGGAAGACCAAGGCUCCAGUUUUCAAGAGCUCACAUCUCAGUUAACUGAUCAGAGCUCACAGCUGCAAGACCUCAACAGGUCUUUAAGCGAUAAACAAGGUGAAGUCAAUUCGCUUAAAGCCAGUUUAGAAACGCAGGCGGCAAAGUACAGUAAACUUGAAGCCUCACACAAUUCUGAGGUGUCUAGACUUGAGGAGGUCAUUACAUCGAAAGAAACCGAGAAUGUUUCUCUCCAAUCGGAAAUAAAAGAACAUUUGGCCACCGUGAAUGAACUAAACACAAGCUUUGAUGAGGCAACAUCUAGGUUGCAAAAUCUUCAAGCAGCUCUUAAAGACAAAGAAGAAGAAGUGGUAAUUCUCACCACCGAACUUAAGGAGAAGACUUCCAGCUUUAAGGAGGUCACUGAAAAGCUCGAAGAAACCGGCCAGCAACUUUCUGAAUUCCAGGAUGUGCUCCAUACAAAAGAUAAUGAGAUCGAAAUGUUACAAUCUAAUCUUGAAAGGAAAGUUUCCAGUCUUGAGCAGCUGAAUUUGGCCUAUAACGAAGUAGCGACCCAAGUGAAAGAAUUGCAGGAUUUAAUUGUAGUAAAAGAAGAUGCAGUCAACAAGUUGCAAUCGAUGCUGGAUCAGCAAGUUGCCGACUUGGAGCAGUCGCGUACUAACGUUGCUGAAAACUCUUCCCAAGUAAACGAGCUUCGAGAAACACUUCAGCACAAGGAAGAAGAACUCAACCAGUGGGAAGCUCGUUAUUCUGAACAGAAAUCAAGCGUUGAUCAGCUCGAGUGUCGUUUGGCAGAGACGACUUCUAUAGUAAGUGACUUGCGGCAGACAUUAGGUGAAAGAGAGGCGGAGAUCAGCACACUUAAUGAAAAUCUGAACGACCAAAGUUUCUACUUUGAUUCCCGCUAUAGUGACUGGAAUGAAGAAAUGAAUGCCCUUCGCGACCAGCUCUCCGGGAAAGAGGAGGAGCUACUUGCUUUAGAAACUAGUUUUAAUGAGAAGAGCACGAGCCUUGAAAACCUUGACACGAGUCUGAACGAGACAAAUGCGCAACUCGAGGACGUGAAAAGUCAGCUUGCAGCAAAAGACAGCAAGUUCGCUGUUUUGAAGAAGAAAGCGCAGGCACUGAAAAAGUCCCAUGACACUCUGGCCGCUGAGAACGUAAGUUUCAAAAAGGAGUUGGAUGAGCUGAGGAAAGAGAAGGAAAUUUUCUUGGAAGAAAAAGAAACUAUGGAAACAUGCCUAGCACAGUUGAUCGAAUACAAAAAUCAGCUACAUACCAAGAAUCAGGAAAUACAGCACUUGGAAAAUAAGCUUGGACAGGUGGAAGAGGUCGUACAGUUGGGCAGUGAGGAAAAGGAGGUAUUGGUCUCAAAGGUAAGGGAGCUUCAAGCAGCGCUAGAUUCCUUUCAGCAACAACGUGACGAACUUGCUUCUCAGCUCAGUAAAACUGAAGAUAAAGAGAUGGUAAUGGAGGAGUCUGCUCAUCGCGUCAAGGAAGAGGAGUCUCUGGUUCAAUCUGAAAGUGUGAGCCUAAAUUCUGAUUUGGUCAACUUGAAAGAGCUGUUUAAUUCAAAAGAGAAAGAAGUUGAUGACCUUCGGAACAUAGUGGAACACUUAAAGCGCGUCAAUGAGGAUCUUAACAAGUCUUCUGAGGAACAGAUGGAACAGUUAGAAGUGAAGCUGUUAGCCAAGGAAGAAGAACUAGUUGAGGCAAGUAGAAAAUUGGAAGAGUCUCAAACUGUGCGUGAUGAAGACGUUUUGAACGAAUACAAGUCUAAGUUUGAGCAAGAAAAAGAUGAGUUGUUAGCGAAGCUGGAGACAACUUCAGCUGAAAACGUUUCGUUAAAGAAUGAGCUCUCGGAAGGUGCAGCAAAGUAUAGCGAUUUAUCAUCAGAGUACGAGAAUGUUAAGGUAGAUUUAGAAAGAACCAAAGAUGAUUUGAACUUGAGAGAUACCCAGAUGGAGUCACUUCAAGCGGAGGUUUCUGAACUUACGAAUGUUAUAAAAGAAAGUGUCACUGCAUCUCAGAACGAAGAAGAGUUGAGAAAGGAAAUCCAGGCUAAGGCAACGAAAGUGGUUGAGCUCCAAGAGGAACUAAAACAACAGGAGGAAUUAUUGAGCGAAAGAGAUCAGGAAGCUGUCGAACUUACCAAUUUAUUGUCAGAAAACACAAAAGCACUCUUUGCAGCUAAUAGCAGGCUAGCGGAACUUACUAGACACGAGAGUGAAUUAGAAACGUCCAUUGGGCAAGCGGACGAAACUACUAGUAGUCUGCAGGCUGAACUUAGUGAUAUUAAUUCCAGGCUGCAGCAAGUUUGGCAAGAUAAUACAGCAUUGAAAUCUGAAUUGUCUGAUCUCAAGGAUACGUUGAGUUCUUCUAACCGGGAAUUGGACGCGCUAAGAAUAGAAAGGGAUAGCCUUAAAGAAGAGCUCACGUCAAAGAAGGAGAGCAUUAGUAGCGCUGAGAAAGACAACUCUGAGCUAAAAACAGUCAUUGAGGAAAUGUUAGGUAAGGAGCAGCAGCUUUACAAAGAACUGGAGGAAACAACUGGCGAACUUAACAGGUUAGAUUCUCUUUGUAAAGAGCAACAACAAAAACUUCUAGAACUCAAUGAGGAACUUGACAAAAAUAAUGAAACGUUAUUAGCGGCUGAACAGAUGGCUGAUAAGUUGAAAGAACAAGAAACUUUCUUCAAUGCUGCUAAACAGGAAAGGGAUAAUUUUGAGACUCUUUUGGACGAGACGAACGCCAAACUAAGUCUGGUGUCUGCAGAAAAGGCCUCUUUAGAACUGGAAAUUCUCAACGCAAAGGAUAGGUUAGCUGUAUUAACAUCUGAGCACGAACAGAGUGUUGCAGAGUUAGAAAAAACAAAGCAACAACUACACGACAGUGAAGCAAACGUGCAAACGCUUAAGGACGAGAUAUUAAGUACAAAGCAAACUCAAGCUGAAAAGAUCAUACCUCAGGAAGUGGGAUUGUCAGAAAUAGCCCCUCAGUGGGAGCUUCCUUUGGGCUCUUCUUCUGACGAAACGGCGGUCCUUCCAUCUCAAGGAAGACAAUUGGAUAGUCAGAUAGAGCAGCUUCAGCAAGAAAAGGAAAAUUUAACGGCGGAACUGACAGAGCUUAAAUCAGAGUUAAACGAUGCAGCAGAAACGAGACAUGCUGCAGAAGCAGAGCUUACCAGUACAAAGGAAAGACUGAAUGAAUUGAUGGUGCAACACGAUUGGGUGACAUCUGAAUUGGAGAGCUUAAAGGAAGAGUUUAGCGAUCAGGAGAAAGAGUUAGACAGUGUCAAACAACAACUUGCUGAAGCCAACAGUUCUAAAGGGGAAUCACAAGAAGUUGCUGGUAGUGAAUUGGAAGAGAGAUGGCCUAAAAAAGAAGACGAGCUUGUACAGAUGAGGGACAACUUUGAAGAUGCUGUGAGCAAAAAAGUGGAGGAAGUGGCAUUGGCCAAAGAUCUCGAGAAGGCUCAAGUCACUGAACAGCUUACAAAGCAGUUGGAAGAGACCAAGGCGCAUAAAGAUGGUGUGAUUGCUAAGUUGAAGGACAAAAUAAGAGAGAAGAUUGACUUAAACAAGAAACACACUGCAGAAUUCAGGUUAAAGUUGACAAAUGCCCAGAAAGAGAAAGAUGAAGCCCUUCAGAAGCUGCAGUGUCAACUGGAAGACGCUCAGAAGGAGAAGGAAGAAACACUGCAGAAGCUUCAGACUUACGAAGAAGAAAAGGAAACGGCAGUACAGGAGCUUAGAUGCCAACUGGAAAACGACCAGAAAGAGAAAGAAGAAAGUAUAAGGGAACUUCAGUCUCAACUAGAACUUCAAAUGCAAACAUCUGAACAACUUUCAGCCGCGUUGGAUCAAGUACGGGAAAACGUCAAAACAAAAGAUGAUGAGAUGGAGGCUCUAAGAAGCAAACUUGUUGACUUGGAGAGUGAGGGAGAGCAGAAGGACCUGAAAUGGCAAGAAGCUCUGCUUGAUUUGCAGAAUCUUCAACUGGAGAUUGAAAAGCGUGAGCAGGAGAAAGUAGAGUUGGAUUCCCGCCUGCAGGCUAGCGUAGGGCAAGAAGAGUAUGACAAGUCAAUUACUGACAGGAACAAGCUUAUUGCUAAUCUAAAGAAAAGGCUGAAAGAGGAACGAGCAGCAAAGAAAGAAGAGAUUAGCAAGUUCCAGGGUUCUCUUGCAGAGAAGGAUGCAGAGGCAGAGCAGCUGAAGGUAACAGAAUAUUAAAAUAAAUAAAUAAUUAAAUAAUGAUUUAGAGGUAGCACAUGCACUUGGUGGUUCUUGUCUAACAUUUUUGGUCGUAUUGGAAUUUGCAAGUGUUGGUUUUUGAGGAGAAGGGAAAAUCGGAGUACGCGGAGAAAAACCUCACGGAGCAAAGGAGAGAACCAACAACGUUAUGCGGUCGCGAAUUCUCCCACCACUCACCUUAUCGCCACACUUCCCCCUUCCCAUGCCUUUGCUCCCGUAAGGUAAUUACCCCCUGUGCAGUGCCUUAGGUUGAGGGGACAACGUGGCCAACAAUGGCGGAUUAUAUGAUAUAGCAACAGACGUUUCGGAACUACUCUUCCGUUAGAUCUUAUGCUGGAAUCUUGGAUUGUGUGUGGUUAAUAUCUGACGUUGCAGCCACGCUGCUGGUGUGGACAUUUCAUGGGGCAAACAAGAAUAAUUUUUUCAACAAAAACUGUUCUUUCUUUUAUUUUAGCAUUUUCCACCAGUUGUUAGGACAACUGUUGGAUUUAUCAGCCACACACUGCUCACAAUUCCUUUAUUCACUUGGUGACGCUUACUCGAAACCUGGGAUUUUGGUUCCCUUCAUGAUAGCGAUUUUAUCUUGUCAGUGUAGUUGAUAAAAUCCAAUUGUAAAGUUUUAAAAUCUCGUUGUUCGCAUCAGGUAUUGCAUGCUGAGGAGCUUUCUGAGGUGAACAAAAAGCUUCAAGCUUCAGUGGACGACAACAAAACCUUGGAGGAGAAACAAGAGGCUCUUCAACAUGAUCUUACUGACGCUGAAGACGAGUUGAUCGUUAUGAGGAAAACGGUUGAGAAUCUAGAAAAUGAAAAGAAUGAACUGGAAAGAACGCAAGACCAACUGAAGAAGGAACUUGAAGAACAAGGUAAGCAAUGGUCUCGUAAAUAGUAAAUAUUACCGUCAAUAACCUUAGCCAAGAACUACAUGGCAUCCAAAGUGUAGCCCAAAAUUUAUAUCGGAAUGUAACAACAAAGAUUUGCAAGAGAAAUCUGGAUUUCAUUCUGCCAUAGUUUACUCAGCCUAACCCUUGGAUGUUGUUUACUAGAAGUACAAUUUUUGUUUCUAACUUUUCCGCAAUUGAAAAAGAUGCUGCACAAUAUUAACGGUGCGUUAAACUGCGAAGUCACUUCAUUUUGCCAUUUCCGUUUUCUUUAUGAGGCAGGCUGUACAACAGGUAUUACUUAAUUUAGUAUAACGGGCAUGAGCGGCAUUGAUUGUAGAAUAAAAUACAAACUGUGGGAAAGGUUUGAAAGUGGAAAGAAAACGGCGGCGUCUCCUAAUGGAAAAAAGCCACCGAAAAAUUGUUUAAACGGGGUCAAAUCAUUGUCCAGUUUCUUGAAUUUGCAGUAGAACAGCUUUCUUAGUUGUUGAUUGAAGAACAGUCAGUGUGUAUUUAGGAAUCCUUUGUAGUAAGUCUGGAAGCCAGCGUAUACUCGAUAAAGAAGUUUGUUACAUCCCUCUUAACUUCAAUUAGCAUGUAACCGUUGAAGAAUGGCUAUCAUAUUGUGUAGCUAUAGCAUACCAUAUUUCUGAAUGGCAACUUGGUCAUUGCCCUCAAUUACUCAGUGCUGCCUCUCAUUAGUUUAUCAGGAGGCUGUCAUUUCGCAUUAAAACAAUACCACGUCUUCUCUUCGUUGCCUCUCUUUGCUGCUUUUGCUGCGCCAUUUUGUGCGAAAAAAUACACUUACCCCUGUCGCUGCUGUCCACAUCCUGUCUAUUUUUUACUCAGCGCGACUUGCUUCCUCUGUCAGUUGCCUACUACAUUAUUUUAUUAUGAAUAUGGAUAUCCUAUUGCAUCUCGUGUCAAAGAAAUCGCAGUUAUGAAAGUCCUAAACAUCUUACACAUAUUAAUUACGCUCAGAGCUACUUGUUUGCCUUGUUGUUGUCUGUUUUCACUCUGUGUAUAAUUGUGAUCUGUGCUUAUGCUGCUGGCUAAAGAUUGCACUCAUCUCAGUCUCUAGCAAUUUGACUCUUAACGCCACUUUCUUCUUUGUUUCUCGCACAACUUCGCAAGUGUUUGUCUCAUGGGUAAUCCUACUCGACACUAAAAUGCCCAUAUAUGACAUUGUUUGGCCAAUUUCAUCAAGUAAUCGUAUGCUACAUGUGCUCGUGUUAAGAUGCACGUUGAAGGAACGACCCGACACAGCUAAUCGCAUACGUUAUCACUACCACGUUGUUAUGCUGUCCUUGAUUUGAAUCACUAGUCUCGUUGCACUUAAAAUGUAAUCACGGCUCAUAAGCACUUCUCCUACACGUGAUACCGAACAUCUCAGAGAAUGAGAGCUCAUGUCUUGAAAAGCCUUGAUAAGCACAUUAUAGCAAUGCUGACACUAGUGAGGUAAGUUGGUCUGCGCUUACCUUUUGUCUUGUUCUCAUUUUCAUUCGUUGCAUUGCACUACAGCUUCUUUAUUGAGUUGUUUCAUAUAAAUCAGUUAACGUGUAAAUGGACAUAAAACGCAAUGUAAUUAAUGUGUUAAAGCUAUUUGUAUCCCACUCGACAUUUUAAUUGUCGUAAUAGAUUUUUUUACUUGUUACUAUCCAGUCUAUCAGACGAAAAAACUAAAAAACAAAUCCAGUAGCAAGCGUUUCCGUGCGAGUUCGUCGAGAAAGUUGGGACCAGAGCAAAAAAAGAGGAAUGCUGUCGCUCCAACUUUCACGCAAUAAAUCGAUCGGAAACGCUUGCUACGCUGGCUGCAUAACGUGGGUUGCCACGUUGUCCACGGUCAAGAAAAAGUCAGGGAAAGAUGUGUUUUCGUGAUCUGCAAAAGCAGAGGACGAAAAAGAAAUGAAAUGUUUGAUUUUGUGAAAGAGAGGGAACUUUGCAACUUCAUUAACUUUUUUCAAUAGUGUGCUAGCAGAAAUACAUACUGUUGAUAUUUUUACCACAGUUUCCCCCAUGUAUUUUUUUUUCGUUUUAAUAAAACCACUGCAAAUCAAAAUUUAACUAUGAUUCACGUUCUCUUUGUAAUGUAAAUACUUUUUUAUCUGAUAUCACUGACUGAAAUGUUCAUACUCUAAACAACCCGCUUCCUAUCCACACGUUUGUGUUAAAUAAAGGAAUAAAUACAUUUACUUCGCGUUUUUGAUAAAGUAGCAUAAAUUCCGUAAAUAACGAAUUUAAGAUCUACCCAAGCCUGCUUCAAAUUUACUAAUAUAACGUCCUUUUAUAAUCCGAUCGAGAAUUACGUUGAGCUAGCAAAAAAUCCGAAGUAAAUCCUAAUUCGUAUCUUAAAACUCCAUGGCACAAUAUCCAUUUUAUGUUCUCUUUGCGUUUUCGUUUUAUAUGCUAUCUUGAACGGCUCAGCUUUCUUAUCCUUUCUUCCUUCAUUUUUCCAUUGCAGAAGAUGACUUUACCUCCAGCGUCGACGCACUGAGCUCUCAAAAGGAAAAAGCUGACAAGCUCAUUGAACACUUACAGCAAGAGUUGGAUGCGCGUAAUAACGAAAUGACUGCAAUGAGAGAAAACGAGUUAAGUCAAAAAGAAGAAAAAGAACUACUCCUUAAUGAAGUUCAGCAGCUUAGCGAAGCGGUUGAACUUCUUAAAGAGAAGGGAGUAAAUGCUGAAGGACUGAAAGAAGAGAUGGAUGCUUUGACCGAUGAGAAGGCUAAGCUAGAAGAGCAACUUUCAUCUGCUGAGGAGGAGCUUUCGCAGUUGAAACAAGUAAACGAGCAGCUACAUAUUGAUGUUGAAAACGCAAAGAAUAUGGUAGCCUCAUCUGCCCUGGAAACCGUAACUGGUGGUGAAAGCACUGACGCCUUUAUGGCAGGUUUCUCUGAGGUCGUAAGUGGCACCUCUCUGCUUGAAGACACUCUUUCAGAGGAAGCGUCCCCAAUUGUUGAAGAGUCCAUUUCUUUACAGUUGGAAACACCGUUGAGUUCACCAUCUGUGGAUCCUACUAGCAGUGAAGAGCUUGAAAAUGUAAGGCGUGAAAUGUCAGAAAUCCAAGCUGAACUUUCAAGGGUAAAAACCUUGAAUGAAAGGUUAAAAGCGAAGUUGAGAGCUCAGAUGAAAAAAGAAAAGACCAAAUCUGGAUCUACUGGAGACUACGAUUCCAGUGAAAUGAAAGCAGACAUUGACAAAGCUCGUCAGGACAGACUCAAUGCUGAAAAGGCAAUUCAUGAACUGCGUGAACAAUUAGAUGAAGUGGUUCGCCGCAAAGAUGGCGUCAUUGGCGACCUCAAGACAAAGGUGCAGCAGCUCUUAGACGAAAAGGCAAGAAAUGAUGCUCUUGUUGAAAAGUAUGAAAAGCUAGUGGCUGAGAAAGACGAAGAAAUUAACCGGCUAUCAGAAAAUGCUGUUGCCCAGGUUCAAGAGCUGAAACAAAGCUAUCAGCUCCUUAGUGAAGAAACGAGAAAGAACGCAGAAGAGUAUGAGCAGAUUCUCACUGAUAAAGAAGCCGAGAUUCAAAAGUUGAAAACAGAAUUUGCUAAUGCCGAAAUGGAGGCUGAGCUGCUUAACGGCAAGCUACAAGAAGCACAACAGUCUUUAGAAGAACUCAACAAACUCAAAAGCAACUUUGAUCACAUUGUGUCUGGUCUCCGUGAAGAUCUCCAACAGGCACUCGAAGAAAAGGCGGCCGCUGACCAACUGGCCCACGAAUUCCGAGUUCAGCUCAAAAGAAACGAGUCAUCCUCCAACCAGGAUGUCAAUGUGCGGAACGAUGUCUCCGAUAUAAGCCUACAAGCAGAGAGACCACAGCUGGAUUCUAAACUUCAAGCUUCCCUGGAAGAAGUUGCCUCAUUGAAAGAAACGUUGGUGAGUGUUACGAAAGAGAAAGAAGAACUUGAAAGGAAUCUAGAAACACUUAAAGAAAAAGGAAUAAACGAUUCUGAAGAAACAAAAGUUCGACAGGCUGCAAUAGAUAGCAAGGAUGGAGAAAAUACUACGGAGCAGGAAUUGCUUUCUCUUGCCCAUGAUACACCGGAGUCCUUAAAUGACGUUAUUUGGUUGCAAAGCGAGUUAAAGAAAACGAUCGAACUGAACAAAAAGUUGAAAGCGGCUUUAAAGAAGAAACGAACGCGAUCAGGUUCAAGGGAAGAUGAUGCGUCUAACGAAUUAAAAGUAGAACUCGAGAGGGCUAGAGUUGCAAAAAUUGACAGUGACAGACAAGUGACGGAGCUCCGCUUGGAACUUGAUAAUUUCGUGAAAGACAAAGAAAAAAUUGUUGCUGCACUUAAGUCCAAAAUUGAUAGAUUACUUCAAGAGAAGGAGCAUUUUAGUAGUUUGAUUGAACAACAUGAAAAGCAGCUGUUAGAAAAGGACUCUCUUAUGCGUGACUUGACCGAACAGUUUCACACCUUGGACCUAGAAAAUGAAGCUUUGAAGAAAAAUUUGGAAAAUACGUCGGCAAUGCUUGCAGAACUACAGCUAACUGAACAAGCGAACAUGGAAUUGGAAAGACGACAAGAGAAUGCCCAGUCACUCAUUAAUGAUAACAAUAUAAGAAUAUCCGAACUGGAGAGUGAACUAAGUAAUACGAAAGAAAAGUAUGAGAAAGAAAUUGAGGUCUUGAAAGAAGACCAUGAAGUUUUAUUGUCUGAGAAAGUAAGAGAGGCCGAUGAGGCUAUAGCGCAACUGAGACACAGCAAUACUGAGCUUCAACAGGAUAUCCAGGCCGCAGUUGACGAGAAAGGUGUGAUAGAAAAAGAACUCUUAGAAGCUAAAUCUGAACUUGAGCGAGUUGUUCAAGAGUCUUAUCCACUUAUUGAAGAGAAGGACGGGAAAAUCAAAGAGCUUGCUGCCCUGAUAGAAUCAAAACAAAAGGAAGCAGAUGAAAUAAUCGCACAGCUGCAAGAAAAUGAGGACAAGUUACAAGAAGAGAUCCAGGUAUUGAAAGUUACGACUGAAGAAAAUAAGAACCAGCUUGAACAGUUACAGUCAAAGCAUGAAGAACAAAUGCAAGAAUUUGAGCGUCGUAUGGAUGAGAAUCACCAACAACUGCAGGAGGAAAAAGAAAAACGUCAAAACGAAAGGAAUGACUUGGAGGAAAAACUCCAGGAACUGCUGAUGCGAAGCCAAGAAAAUACCAGUAAUUUAGAACAGGAACUCGCUCAAUCUAAGUCGGAAAUUGAGAGUUUGAAUACUCAACUCCAAGUCGCGGCACGAGAAAAGCAGGACAUCGAGAAACUGCGAAGUGACUUUAAUCAUAUCAUAUCAGGACUUCGCGAAGAUCUUCAGCGGGCGCUCGAUGGCAAAGCAGCAGCAGAUGAAAUUGCACAUGAAUUCCAGGUUCAGCUCGAGAACUUGCGAAAAUCAGGCACUGAAGCUUCUGACAAAACCGAUGGAACAUCAGCGCAUCAGGAAAACAUGAUUUCAGAGAUGCUGGAAGCAGCACAACGAGAGGUGGCGGACGUUAGAGCUGCUUUAGCCGCCACCGUGAAGGAAAGGGACGAUUUGCACGAUAAAGUUAAUGGACUGCAGGUCAUGCUUGAGCAGAGCAAUCAGAAAGAGCUCAUUGCCCGUGGUGACAGUGGUAUUAAGGAUAUUGACAAAGAGAAUGCUGAGAGGCCUUUACAAGAGGUUAUCGUACAGUCUUCCGAGGACAAUCAGCUCACUGCUUCUCCUGUCAAUGAAGGGGAAGUAGAACUUGAAAAUAUGAAGAACGAAAUGCAAAGGAUAAAAGGACUCAAUGAAAAACUAAAGGCAAAGUUGAGAACCGUCAUGAAAAAGAAAAGAGUUAAGUCGGAAUCGGGCGAGGAAGACCUUAAUGAACGCGAAAGAGUACAAAAUCAACUUGAAAAAAUCCGUCAAGAGAAGAUUGAAAGCGAGAAGACCUGCCAGGAACUGCGAGUUGAAUUAGAUGCGUUUGUGCGUCAAAAGGAAAAUAUUGUCAAUGAGUUAAAAGGCAAAGUUGGACAGUUGAACAUAGAAAAAGAAAAAAGCAUCAGCUUGAUUGAAAAAUUGGAAAAACAGAUUGAGGAAAAGAAUGCACGGCUGCAAGACCUGCAAAAUGAUGUUGGAGCGCUGGAAAGUGAUAAUGACCAAGCUUGGAAGAAUGUCGAGGAAUUGAGACAAGAGAAUGCCAACUUGUGUGUCGAGAUAGAUGACCUUGUUUCUCAAAGAAGUGAAAGUCAGAGAGAGUGCAGUCAACUUAAACUUGAACAGGAUAAGGUGGUUCAAGAGUAUGAAUUUCUGGUGGAAAAGAAAGACAAAACCAUUGCGAACUUGGAGAAAGAGCUGGAGGACACAACAGAAAAGUAUAAAACCGAAAUUAGGGCUACAAGAGAUCAACAUGAAGGAUUAAUAUUCCAGAUCCAAAGCAAUGCUGACACUAUAGAGAAAGAGCGAUUAUCGGCGUGCAGAGAGGCUGAACAGUUGAAGAGUCGGUUACGUGAACUGAACGAAGAGAGAGAGGAUAUCGGAAAGCUGAAAGUCAAUUUUGAUCAUAUUGUCUCAAGUCUUCGUGAAGAUCUUCAACAUGCUCUGGAGGGUAAAGCGGCGGCCGAUCAAAUCGCCCAUGAAUUUCAGGUUCAGCUGAAGCGUCUGGAGAAGAUAUCAGGAAAGCUCAAAACGCAGUAUAGCGAUGUGGCCGUCGAUACCUCGGAUAUAGAAAGGAGGGAGGAAAUAACACAGCAAACGUUUGAAGCAGUUCAGAAGGAAGCUGAGGGGCUGCGCGACGCUCUGCAGUCUACUGCCGCAGACAAAGCAAACCUGGAAAACAGGAUAAGAGUUCUAGAAGCCGAGGCUCACGAUAGAGAGUUGUCCGACCGCUCGAUUAAAACAGACGAGGCGGAUGGAGAUCGAAGAGAGGUCGUGUCAGAGGCUCUAUUUAGGUCGCCAGAAAGUGAGCUACUUUUAGCUUCUCCGCCAGAACGGCCUACUUUCUUUGACAGUUCUUCUGAUAAUGAAGACGUUCAGAAACUUAAAGAUGAUUUGUCUAAGGUUCAGGCUGAACUGGAGAAGUUCAAAACAGUCAACGAGCGAUUAAAGGCGAAAUUGAAGGCGAUAAUAAGGAAAUCAAAGGAUACAAAGUCUGAAAUAGGAGGCGAAGGAGGUAUCCAGGAACUAAAGGAUGAACUAAACAAAACGCGCCAAGAAAAAUUUGAAUGUGAAAAAUCGGCGCAGCAGUUGAGAGUUGAUUUGGAUGCGUUUGUCAGAGAAAAGGAGAAACUUGUGAGUGAGCUUAAGGAAAAAAUACAGCAAAUGAUCGCAGAAAUAGAGGAGAGCAAUACCCGAAAUGAAGAGUAUCAAAAUCUUCUCUUGGAAAAAGAUACUGAAAUCGGUAACCUUAGUGGACAAGUAAGGUCUCUAAGUGAAGAAAUUAAUGAGGUCAGUCGUGAACUCGAGAAUAAUGUCACCGAAAAGCAGAAUCUGAAUGCAGUCUUGGAACAAGUUCAACUACAGAGGAUUAAAGUUGAGAAGGAGCUGCAGGAGGCGAAGAUUGCUUUGGAUCAUCUCCUUCAAGGUGAUAAACCUUUACUGGACGAGAAAGACCAACGUAUAGCCGUCUUAGAGGCAGAGUUAUCAAAUCAAAAAGAAUUGUAUGUAGGAGAAGUAAACAGUUUGAAAGAUCGUUAUGGAGCUGUGAUAUCUCAGCAACAAAAUCAUGCGGACAAUCUAGAGCAGGCUCUGACUGCUUCUGGUAAAGAAGUAAUACAGCUGCAAUCACAGCUUCAUGCGUUGGAAAAAGAGCGUGAGGAUAUUAACAAACUAAGAAAGGACUUUGAUCACAUCGUGACUGGGUUGCGUGAAGAUCUACAGAGUGCCCAAGAGCGGACAGCGGCAGCUGAUGAGAUCGCUUACGAGUUUCAAAUGAAGCUCAAAAGAGCAGAAAAGUCGGCAGUGUCAUCAGAAGUAGAAGUCCAAGACAUCUGCAUUGGUACGGAGGAUUCCUAUUACCUUUCAGGCAAGGAAAGUGAGAUUCAGGAAUUGCAUGCUGUUUUGGAUCAUCUCAAAGAGGAAAAAGAAGAAUUGGAAGAGAGGGUUGCGGGUCUUGACGAAGUUGUGCAAGAUAGGGAAGGUACUUUUUGAAAAGAUCUUUUUAUUUCCGUUCACUCGAUAUAUAAACCGUAUCAAUUCUCUCGCAGCAAUGUGCGUUGUCGUGUGUAAGGUCCUUUUAGCAGCCUAUUACAGCUCCAGGUUGCGCUUUUAGAAAAAAUUGAAGAGCCCUUGUGCUCUGAGCGUGUGAAACACAGGACGCCCAGCAGAGGAAUUCUCUGAAAAAAUAUUUCCUAGUCGCCUGAAGAAAAAAGUAGGGCGCCAGAGACCAAUGGGCACUGCUACCUCAGAGAAAUGAAGCGUCUUCGAUAAGUUAAUGCAACGUCGUAAGGUUAAUUCUUUAUUUCUGUUAACAACCCUUCUAUCCUCUAAUUAUUUGUGUCACAAAGUCAUAUAAGGAGCGAGUGCCGGGUUAGCAGUCUUACACCCCUGUGAAUCACUGAAUUGAUUGGCCUCAUGGGUCCUGUCCUCCCCGUCUUUUUAGUCAUUGCAGCCUUUCAAGUCAUCACGAUCGUAGUUGUCCGUGUUCCUUAUAUCGUUUAUCUUCAGUUAUUUCUGGGCGUUGUGGUGUUGUUGUUGUUGUUGUUGUUGUCUUUUUUUUAGCUGUGUCAUUUGAUCAAUAGAAAAUUUGAAUGCUUUCUUGCCCGCCUGCACAGGGAUUUUAAAGUUACUGCGAGACGAGUAUAAUUUUAUUGCUUUCCUUUUAACCCUUGAAGCCCCAAUAGUCACCCACAUCCAAUUUCUCCCAACAAUAACACUGUCUGAUCAAGCAGACAGGUCACGAGAGUGAAUGAAAUGAUCACCAAAGAUGAAAUGUUGUGAUGUUAGAACAAAUUCUCUCAAGCAGUACCAUAAGGAAUGUAUGAAGAACAGUGUGGAGAAAAUGCAUGUUGAUGUUGGGGCUUAAAAGAUUAAAAGCGGGAAGGCGGGGCAGCGACUGUAGCUUAAAAUUUAAUCUCUUGUCACAUUUCUUUUUAACGCGUACAUUCUCACGAUGCAUUUUGAAUUAUCUGCAGGUGACAUCGAGGAAAAGCAACAACAAAUUCAGGAUUUACAGGCUGAAGUUGAAAGGCUGACCACAGAGCAUGCCAAAACUGCGGAACAGUUGAGCCAUGAAGUGAAUCAGGUUUCUAAGUACACUGAAGAAAUGAGGCAGACCCUACAGAAUCAAUUUGACGCCAGCCUGGCCACGAAAACGGACGAAUACGAAAAGCUUAAAGAGCACUUAGCCUCGUUAAGGGAAACGUUUGCAAAAGAGGUUUGUAUAAAACCACGAUGGUUUUUGCUUAUCGUGACACCGGACCCAUAGCUUCCUUCUUUUGUAACAUUUCUGUCUUGUCAUAUUUGGAGCCUAAAGGGAAAGGCUCGUCACGGUUAGGUUGGAGGAAAGGAGCCUUUUUUCUCUAACAAAUAAAACAACUCCCUUUUGAGACCUUAAGAUUCGAGCAAGAGAUUUGACUAAGUUUUUUCCGCGUAUUCUCAAAAAAUAGACACUCUGGAAAGCUUCAUUUUGCCUUAUUUCACCUGAAAAGUUAACAAGUUCAUUUUUGUUGAAGGAGGUUACGCUCUCACCCAUUCGCAAAAUGAUAAAACUUCAAACUUUUGAUAGCUUGUUUCCUCGGCUUGACUAGGACAUUUUCGCCAAAAACCAUAGUAGGAUGCCGACGGUUAUCGCAUUUUCCCGCCCAAAUGACGUUGGUUCACACGCGCACACAAAAGGUCUCUAUUACAACCUGUCGUUGUUUCACGGUAUAUUUGUUGAUCUAUUUAUGUUUAUCAAAGUUACCUUUUGCCAUUUUCUCUCCAGAAAGAACAACUAGAAAGUGAACUUGUUGAAAAGAGUCAGAUUAUAGACACGAUGAGCGAACAGCUCAGUCAGUAUAGAACAGGAAUGCUCAAUAAAUCUGACGAGGAAAAGCUGUUUGAAGAAUUACAAGCGAACUAUGACCUGCUGGAAACGGGUAAUAGCAAACUGCGGCAAGAUUUAUACAUGACUAUGAAAGAAAAAGAACAUUUGCGUUUAAAGUUAAGGAAAGACUAUGAUCAAAUCGUAGCCUCCCUUAAACUUGAACUUGAGCAGAGUCGGGAACAGAAUCUAGAGAAAGAAAGGUUUAUUCAUAACCAGCGAGUGGAAAUUCAAAGUCUUGUAGGGGAUAAAGAUUCUCUGAUUGCAAAACUCAAAGAGAAAUCAGGUGUGACAAACGAAGAUCUGCAAAGAUCUGGUGAUGUUGAACCGAACGUUGAUGAGGUGACCGAGUUGAAGAACGAAAUAAAUUUGCUCCGAAAGGAAUGCCAAGACUGCAGGAUGGAAAAAGACAAGCUGUUUAAUAAGUUUCACGAAACAGCAGAAUCGCUGAGGAGCGAACUGGAAAAAUCUUUUGGCGAGAAAGCAAACCUCUCACAGAAAAGUGAAGAAGCACUAAAUCAAAACAGAGAGUUACAACAAUCGUUGCUCGAGAAGCAAUCUGCGUUGACCAAAGCAAAACUGCAGUUUGAGCAUAUUGGAAAGGGCUGGAGAAAUGAUCUUGAAGCAGCCAGGGCGGAGAAAGAAGAAUUACUCAGGCGGCUGGGAAGCCAGGUAAUCUGUGAACGCGUUAGUAAAAACGUUUCUAUGGAAAAGUCGGUUCUCUUGGAAUUUUACACUUCAGGGGUCAAUUUGAUAAAGCUUCUACAAGUGUAAUCAUUGUUCUAGGGUCUGAGGACAAAAGCUACACUUGUAAAUGUUUUAUUAAAUUGAUUUGGAAGUUCUAAGUAUUAGCAUUAUUCGAAAAAAUUCUUGAUAACCUUGAGUCUGGAAAAAGCAGUUAUUGUUUGGAAAAAGUAUGGCCGGGAAAAAGUCUUGAAUUUUGGAUCGAAAAAUCUGUGCGAGCCCUGUAUGAAGAAGAUAUCAAACAAAUUCAUUUAGGGAGCUUUACCCAUAAUAAUUUUUAUGAUGAUUUUUGCAGGCACAGCAUUAAAAUUUGAAAAAAGGUGACCCAACUUAAACAAGCUUCAAUCCAUGAUCACUCUUGCUAUCCAUUGCAACAAACGACAGGAAACAUUUUCAGUGCUUAAAUAUGGUCUUAAGUAACAAAACUGGACCACUAUUUUUUGAAUUCAGUUGAUGCCUAACAAGGUUUUAGCUUUUUUAAAAAAUAGCAAUUAGCGUGACGCAGCCUCUUUAAGUUAGACGACAACUGCCUUUGUUUGCAGAGUGUGGCGAUUAAUAUGCCUGUUGACGAAGACGAAGCAGCUGAGACUAUAGAACAACUGAAAUUAAGGUUGGUAUCGUUGUUGCUGAUUACUUUUCCGUGGUGAUCCUUAGCUGCGUUGUUUGGUAAAUAAUAUCGUGGAUGACAAAGUAUUUUACUUUACUUUACCUUAUUUGACGAGAAAUUUCAACGUGAAUUUGUAAUUUCACGUGUGAAAUUAUAAAUUUGCUAUGGUAAUGAAUACUCGAAAAAGUACAAUUGAUAACAGUAAGAAGGAUUCUAACAUGCUUUUUGAGGAAAAUUUCAGACUGAAUUUGUAAACUUUAGCUAAGCGUGUGCUUCAAGCUUUCAGUUCAAGUCAAAAAUUCCCGAAUGUGAUGGUCACGUGUCACCCAUGGUAUUAGUAUGUGUCAUCAAAUGGUGACGAGUGAAAUUAGGGAAUAACUUCACUUGCGUUUUGUCCAAUCCUAAUAAAAGGCUCGGGAAAUUAUUAGGAUUUGGACAAAACGCAAGUGAAAUUAUUCCCUAAUUUCACGAGUACACCAUGUGAUUACCUAUUAAUAUCAUGGGUGACGAAUUACGUUAGCAAUCUUGAAUUUUUGACACGUUUAUCCUGGAUCGUAUCGAUCGAGAACUCCACUCAAUUGUUUAGACCUUAAAUUUGGCUUAUAACGUUCAGAAUUUUUCAGACUUUUUCGGCAAAAUUCCUGUUAGAGUCCUUCUGAAUGUUCUCUCGUGUGUUCAGGUUUUCUAAAGCGUCUUUUUGUGCCCUGACAUCUUCAUUCACGGCAUUUUAAAACUUCGUCGCCAUCUUGACACGGAGACGUACGGAAGGUUGCCAUGGCAAUUUUGUAAUUUCACAUGUGAAAUUACAAAUUAACGCUGAAAGUUCGCUCCAAAAUUAAGGAGUAAUUCGUCACCUAUGAUAUUAGAGAGAUAAAGAGUCACGUUUACGCCAAACGACAAAAGGGAGCUUAAGCAACAACGUUUUUGAGCGACGCACGUCAACCGGAAGUGGCCUUUUUUGAUUUUUUGACGGUGGUUUCGCGCAAAUUUUCAGUCAAAUCGCCUCUAUAAAAGUAAAGAAGCUAAGGAAUACAAAUUUUAUAUCAUCAAGGCAUGUUAAGAGGGAAAAUACCUCACUUCCGGUUGACGUGCGUCGCUCAAAAACGUCGCUGCUUAAGCUCCCUAAAUGUGAAUUUGUACCACGUGGCCAAGUUUUCCCCUUAGUUGUCGUUUAUUUUUUUUACGUCUACUCUAAGAUAAGUAGUUUCACUCCAGUUUUAUCCAUAAGAAUGGUUCUGGACAGUUUGUGUCUGUUUAUUUUCUCUGCUGAGAAAUUUUCAACUUGAAUCUGACGUUUGCCAUUUGGCGUAAACGUGACUCUUCUCGCCAUUGUUAGGUAAUCAAAUGGUAUGCUCGGGUUCGGUAAUUAUUAGAAUUUUGUCAAAACGCGCGUGAAAUUAUUUCCUCAUUUCCACGUGUCAUAGGCACGUAUUUACCUUUUAAUAUUCGUUGUCAAUUUAUAGUCUGCUUUCUUCUUCUUUCAGGUUGCGAGAAAUGGAGGAAUUGUAUGAUGCGAAAUGCCGUGAAGGGGAGGUAGGAAACACGUUCAAUUAAUCAAACAGUCAUGAACAAUUAGUCUAUUUUAGCACAAGAGUGAGUGUUACUAUGCAUUCUGCGUUUAGUGAGGGUUGUCAAUCAUAUUCUGGAGAGUGUAGUUUGGAAUUAGCGUGAAAGUAUAGUGUGAUGCACGAUAGACCACAAAUGAAUCGAAUUUUACAUAUUGGCGCCCUUUUUGUUCUAGAACUGUCCAUAAAGACUCAUCGAUCCACCAGAACUUUGGUCUUUAUUAACGUUUUCAGAUGGGCCAAAUGGAUUCAGUUACUGAACUCUUGCAUUUUGCUAUUUCAUUUCCCAUACUACUACAUGAAAAAUUUCUGCAAUUUGAUUGGCUUAGAGCAGUGGUGUUUCAGCUUAAUUUGAAAUACCUACAUGUGAAAAUUACAAACCUUUUGCGGGUAGUAGUAUAAACAAAUAAUAGCAUGAUUUGUACGUGAUAUUUUGCACACAUACCACUCGUGAUAUUUCAAAAUUGUCUCAAAUUUCACUCGCCUAACGGCUCGUGGAAUUACGUAUAACAAUUUCGAAAUAUCACUCGUGGUAUUUAUCACUACAAGUCAUGCUAUUACCUAUACUAAAAGUUUCGUUUAUUUUUUUAUCCUCAAUGUAUUUAAGAGAGAAGAGCCCCUUAGAAAAGAAUAUAAUACGACUCUGUUUAUGAAAUUUCCUUGUGUCUACAAUAACGUAUUUCCUGUUUCAAAGGUCUCUUUGCAAAUCGAAGACGUUGGAAGUCCGUCCAAGGAAUACCCUACAAAAUAUCAUUAUUCAUCAUCACAUGUCAGUAAGUAUCAAACCAGUUUUUCGUUAUAUGACAGGUACUUUGUCUCGAUCCUUCGAUUGGAGCUUGUGAUUCCAGUCAAAACUUGGAUAACACUAUUUACGACUGUGAGAAACAAAAGCACUGUUGUCUUCCAAAAAUGCAACCUGAACUAUAGGCAAAGUUUGAUACGCAGCCCAGUGUAGGAGUUAAAGAAAAAUGAAUCACAUUGUGCACUGAUUACAGAUUUAUCCGCAUUAGUUAACGCUAUUCACUUUUUCAACAACUGGGCCCUGAUUGAUCGAAAAGAUGACUUCAUUAUUUUGGCAAACAUCAUGAAGACGUUCAGAGACGACAACAGUUCUAGUCUCUCUCCAGUGUGAGUUUCUGUUUUCACACUCGUUUCAGUGCUUUGAAUAGGAAUCACAAAUCAUUCGGCUCUCUUGAUCACAAUGAAAAGGGAAUUGAGCAAGGAUUAUUUAAAAAAAGGUGUAGAGUGCACAGACAGUUUUUUUGUCACAAACAACAGAGAAAUAAAUUUCUUUACUUACAAAAAUUAAUUCUCUACAUCCGCACCUAAUUUUUAUGACAAAAUGGUCUUGACCGUAGACAAAGUCUUAUAACUGAAAAACUCACGUAUGAAACAUGUUUUUGUCUGUUUAUGUACAGCUCGCGAGCCUAGUUCCUUUGUCAGACAAUUUGGACGCGUGUUGAAAAGAGGGUAUGUAAUUAGUUUUCAUUAUCACUUAAUUGUCAUAAGAUAUUCUUAUUUGUUUUUUACAUGUCAUAGUGUUUCUUUCAAGCGGCUUGGUAUAGGAAAACACAUCAACGUAGAUACUGAGCUUUUUCUCGUCUUUCAAGGGUUGGCAAGUGUGGAAAACCUCACCCCUAUUGCCCGCUGCUCAAACGUAGUUUCCAAAUUGUUAUGUGCAGGAUGUUAAGCUAGCCUAUGUAAACGGCGGAAAUUUCGCGACGCCCCCGCUGGUUUCCCCGCAAAAUGACGUCUGAGAAACGAGCGCAGAAAUUCCAUACUGAUCUCAGAACUGGGUCCUGCUUCUGAUUGGUCGUGCCGCUUGGGCAAUUUGCUUCAGCCAAUCAGAAGCACUAGCCAGAUCUGAGUAGUGACACGUCAUCAGUAUGGAAUUUCUGCGCUCGUUUCUCAGACCUGUGUCAUUUCGCGGGGAAACCACCCGUCACCUAGUAUGUCACCUUUACCACACGCAUACACGAUCCUUUGGCUCGAGACAGGGCCCCUUACAUUUUGAAACAUCUUGAUCAUUGCCACAUUUCUUGUUCUACCAUUUCUUGUUUCACUACCAUUCUCUGGGGUACUACCAUCUUCCAAGUAAAAGUCAAAGAAUCUCUUUACGCUCUUUGGAGGGUGUCAAUCUCAAUCUGUCUUUGUCAUGGUCGUAUUUCUCUUCUCUUUGUCUAAUUGAAUUUUUCUACAAAAUGCAUUCUUCUUUAGCCACCAAUUACCAGACCUUUACACUAUCAUUGUUAUUUGAAUAUUUAUGUUGUAAUUCAGUUUUACCCAAAAUACAGAUCAGAGUUUUCUUUGUUUGUUUCCCAUUGUUUUCCAUGUAUUAUAAUGACUUUCAAGGGAAAUUUAAAGAGGAACCAACGAUAAAAUUGAACCACACAUUUAUAUCCUAGAUUCUGCCAAUGACAUAAGUUACUAACUAUACUCUCAAUAAGCUAACCAAUUUUUUUUCGUGUUUCUUGUUGUUUCUUCAGGUCAUCUCUAUCUCUAAGUUCACCACGUGGAUUUCGGAAGGCAGCUUUGGCCUUGUAUUUCGUCUCUCUCCAUCUUUUAGCUUUUAUGUACAUUUACCAAGUUUUACUUUGAGGCCUGUUUUAUUUCAUUCAACUGAAGCUAGUAUUCUAAACACGACACAGAGGCGAAACUAUGCUUUUGAGAUGAAGUUUGAUCUCCAUUUAGGGUAACAAGAGGGUGCACAGGUACCCCAAGGGCCCCUCGUUUGCGCCACAAAACUCUUAGAUUACCUACACUUUUGAGAUGAACUUUGAUCUCAGGUGAAAGGGUGCAUAUAGGGUAAGAAGGGGGUGCACAUGUCUCCCAAGUGCCUCUCCUUUCCCUCCCCCCUCUUUUGCGCCAUAAACUCUCACAGCGAGUUGUUUAAUUACCUACGCUUUCCCUUUUCCUCCCCGCCCCAUCUCUUUAGAUCAGCCAAUGGGACUUGUGAAGCACAACGAAACUUUCACAGCGAUUUGUUAAAUACGUAACGAAACAGUAGAUGAAUGACCCUAACAAUCAAAUCCGUUACAUUUAACAUAUGAGGAUGGGUGUUUAAAAUAACAGUCUCUUUAGGUGUCGUGAUCAAACUAAUAUGAAGUAUUUUUGAAAUCCUCACACGGUGGUAAAAUUCUAGGAGAUCCACAAGGAAUAGUAUCCUUCGUUUGAACAGGAAAGACAUUCACAACAUGCUCAAUUAGCUUUCAGCGAAACGCCAAGUACCGACUACUAUCGCGCAUGCGCAAAUUAUGUGACUUCUUAGUGAUGUAGUCUAAUAGCAAGAUAGAUUCUUGUUGACCUGCGUAGCUGGCGAGAUUGUUAUGCCCGGGAUACUUUCUUGGCGGUGGAGCCAAGCGAAACGAGCGGCCAAGCCACGAAGGAAAUUCUUCAGUUUGACUUGCCCCCAAUCUUCUCGCGGCUUUCCCGCCAGAAAUUGAAACUGCAGCUCCCGCCAGCUACUAAAACUAGAAUUAUGUUGUAUCUGUCGAAUCUAGAUUAAAAUGUAGGGAUAAAGGUAAAUCACAGUCUAGAUUAUUUGAACAUAUUUUUCCUAUUUAAUUUUUCCUUUCUUAAUGCGACACUCAGACAAUGAAACCGAGUUACUGAGAUGCAAAAAAAUAACAGUUUUAUUAGUUAGCAGCCAGUAACUUCCCAAUAUUAAAAGUAAGGAAUUUUAUUUUUAAUUGAAUGGUGUAAAUGUUAAAGAGAAC